Molecule: messenger RNA, 2222 nt
Organism: Carassius auratus (goldfish)
Lineage: Eukaryota; Metazoa; Chordata; Actinopteri; Cypriniformes; Cyprinidae
Product: P2Y purinoceptor 3
Exons: 2
Coding region: 392-1630 (412 amino acids)
Biological process (GO): G protein-coupled receptor signaling pathway
Cellular component (GO): membrane
Molecular function (GO): oxysterol binding; G protein-coupled receptor activity
Source: RefSeq, a predicted model, not a curated record
UGGAGCAAGAGAUGACCAAGGAGGGUUGGAUUGAGAGAAUGGUCAAAAUAGUUCAUGGAACUGAUGUGAAAGGGAAAUAUUCAGGGCUGAAAGACUAAGCCGUCACUGCAUCCAGAUCUUCUUCGAUUUGCUCUUUUUGAUAGUCAACUUUGCUGUAACUGUGUUGGAAUAGAGGUGUUCCUCUGGUUUUAUUUGUACUGAGAUUCUUAGUUUUUUUUUCUAAAACGGAUUUUAUUGAUCUACGAAAUAGAUGUUAAACUAGACCACAAGGAGGAGAUCGUUGGAUCUUCAAACAAACUUGUUCGUUGGAGAAGACGUGGUUUCAGAAGCAUAAAAAUGGGAGGAUGAAACCAGGACGCUCCGUAAGAAUCCGAUUAGGAACUAGCCUACAAUGACGACAAGUGCGCCUACUGUUUUUUUUGAAACAGAGAAGGGGGCAGAUGCCCAGCUUUCCUCCUCAAACAACUCUUCAGUUGCUGCCUCCUGCAAUAUUGAUGAGUCCUACAAGUACAUCUUCUUGCCCAUUUGCUACUCCUUUACAUUUGUCUUCAGUAUAACCCUUAACUUUGUGGUUCUCUACCGUUCCUUUCGACACACCAGGCACUGGAACGCGUCCCUGAUUUACAUGGUGAACCUAGCCACAACAGACUUCAUGUAUGGUUUAUCCCUGCCUUUUUUGGUGGCCAGUUAUGUCAUGCGGGACGACUGGGUGUUUGGAGACUUCAUGUGCCGUCUAGUGCGUUUCCUCUUCUACUUCAACCUCUACUGCAGCAUCUUCUUCCUCACUUGCAUAUCAGUGCACCGCUACCUAGGCAUCUGCCACCCCAUGAAGACCAUCACCUUGGAGACCAAACGAGCAGUUAAGGGCACUUGUGUUCUGGUGUGGAUUGCCGUUUUUGCACUAACAUGCCCAAUUUUCCGUUUUGCAAAGACACAGAAUCUUCCACGUGAAGGUAAGGGCUCGAGGGAGAUGUUCAUUAAUUGCUGGGAUGAUGCAAUUGAUAAAGAAUUCCAUGAUUACAUCCCUUAUGGGGUCACGCUUCAUUUCUUGGGCUUUUUUGUGCCGUUCAGCAUCAUUGCCUGGUGCUACUCACGUGUAGUGUUAACAAUAUUUCGGACGCUGCACUCUCAACCUCCUCCUCCUCAAAGAGUCAGAAGUGGGACGGGCUGUGAAAGUGUCGCAGGAAUUGGGGGAGAGGGCAUGUCAAUCAUCUUGGGGGCUCAAUCACCUUAUGUCAACAGACGGCGCAAGUCCAUCAAGACCAUAAUUACCAUCACUCUCCUCUUUGCUCUUUGCUUCUUCCCCUUCCAUGUCACUCGCACUAUUUUCCUACUACUGAAAGUGACGAGUAAGGUGCAGUGCCACACCUUGCGCAUGGUUUCCAUCUGUUAUAAAAUCACUCGACCGCUGGCAUCAUUCAAUGCCUGGCUGAAUGCACUACUUUACUUUCUUACUAAAGAGAAAAACGGGCCCUGUUGUCAAAAACCUGAACAUGCCCAUCAUGGCCUGCUAUGGCCACUUAAAAUGCUGGGAAAAGGAGAGGAAGAGGAGAAUGAAUUUGAAGAGAUAAGGAACCACAAGGAAAAUGGUCCAACAGAUAAAAAAAAUACACACAGAGGCCUGCCUUAAGCAAUGAGCAGGUAAACAUGUGACAGCCCAGGACAUCAACAAGUGAACCUGGUGGACCUGCCUUCAUAUGGGAUUUAUUUGAAACAAACAGAUGUUUUUGUUAUAUUCUCUGUAUUUGUAUAUUUCUGUGUGUUCACAUUAAACAUGGAGGAUCUUGUAGUUUUGUAUUUUCAAGACCCCUUAAAGAUUGUUUUACUUGUUGAUUGCCUGGGUGGUUAGUUUAUAUAUAUAUAUAUAUAUUAGUUAUUGUGUAUGUAUAUGUAUAAGGUUGAAUAUUGAUUUAGUUUUAGUAAUUGCAAACACACACACAUAUAUAGAAUAAUAAGUUAAUUUAUAAGGUGUCUUAUGUCUGCAGUUGUUGGCAUACCUCAGGGUGGACACAUUUCGUGCAGGGUCUAUGUUUAGCGCUGUCAUGGAUUAAUAUGUCAUGUUGUGAAUAAUUAAACUGUUCUAAUAAACAUUUUCUGAACCUGUUUAAAUGAAAAUCUAAUUAUGACUGUGAUCUUUUGAAGUCACUAUACAUUAUUAAGCACUCUUUCAGAUUGGGAUGUCUUUGUGUGUGUACAGAAUCUAAAUUUAUUGUAGAAUAAAA